AUGGAAAAUCUUGUUUCAAGCUGGGCUAAAAACGUUGACACCCUGACUGAAAAUUAUGUAAUGCCACCUAGUAAAAGACCUAGUGAACAUGUCUCAAUUGCUAGCAGUAUCCCAGUGAUCGAUCUAGCAAAAGCAUCGUCAAGCACCAUUAAUCAUGCUGGUUUAGUCCAAGAAUUACUCAAUGCUAGUCAAGAAUUUGGUAUAUUUCAGAUUAUAAACCACGGAGUAUUUGAGAAGCUGAUGGAUGAUCUGAUGGAUUUAUUCAAGGAGUUAUUCGACAUGUCUGUCGAGGAGAAGGAGGAGUUAUGUUCAGGGGGUUCAAGUAAGACCUGCAAACUGGAGCUAGUGGAAACAUAUUCAACUGAAACAAGGAAGUUGAGUAUGAGGAUGUUGGAGCUGAUAGGUACAGGACUGGGAGUAGAAUUGGGGAAAGAGUUGUGCAAAAGCCAAGCCCUGAUGCAAGUUUAUGGACUAGAGAUUCUUAAAGAUGGUCACUGGAUUGGGGUUCAUUCUCUUCCCUAUGCAUUUGUUGUCAUCCUUGGUUACCAGCUGCAGGUAACUUGUACGUUUGUUGCUCCUCCUGGAGAUUACAUAGUGGAGCCAAUGAAGGCUCCUGUAAAUGGUGACAGCCCUGCACGUUUUUGGGCAUUCAAAUUUAAGGAGUUUCUUGAUGACUUUGUGCAAAAGGAUUCACAGAAGACACUAGAUGCAUACAAGCUUCAACCUUAA
Capsicum annuum is the source of this 729-nucleotide messenger RNA. RefSeq names its product flavonol synthase/flavanone 3-hydroxylase-like. The record is from RefSeq and is a predicted model, not a curated record. The transcript has 6 exons. NCBI's taxonomy places the organism in Eukaryota, Viridiplantae, Streptophyta, Magnoliopsida, Solanales, Solanaceae. Bases 1 to 729 code for a protein of 242 amino acids.